ACUCGAGUUCCAACUUCAACCACUUGUCAGUAGUACAAAACGGGAACCUUAAAAUAUCUUUCAUUUUUCUCUCCGAACUUUAUUUUUCUUCUGUAUCUGUAUCAAAUUUCUCAAUGGAUCUCACCGUAUCUACUCACUGUAUCAAUCCUGUCACUGGAAUUCGCAUUUCUCCUUCUAAUCUAGGGUUUCAAACUAAUCUCUCCAGAAAUCUUAAUUUCUUAAAGGUUUCUAAUGAUACUUCUAUGAUUAAAACAUCUCGAUUAUCUCUUCUAAAGUCUGGGUUUCAAUCAAAAUCUCGAAUUUUUGCUGUUGCGGAACCGAUUACAGAGAAUAUUGAUUCAGUGGAAAAUAAGGUUUCUUUGAAUCCAACUUAUACUAAAACGCCUCCCAAUAGAGAACUGCGAACUCCACACAGUGGGUAUCAUUUUGAUGGAACUACAAGGAAAUUUUUCGAGGGUUGGUAUUUUAAGGUGUCAAUUCCAGAAAGGAGGCAAAGUUUCUGUUUUAUGUAUUCAGUGGAGAAUCCUGCAUUUCGUAAGAAAAUGAGUACAUUAGAACAGAUUUUCAAUGGACCUAGAUUUACUGGAGUUGGGGCUCAAAUUCUUGGACCAGAUGAUAAGUACAUUUGUCAGUUUUCUGAGGAAUCUCAGCACUUUUGGGGAGGUAGGCAUGAGUUAACACUAGGGAACACCUUUACAGCAGGAAAAGCCUCGCCACCCCCAAAUAGGGAAGUUCCUCCUCAGGUAUUUGAUGAUAAAGUCUCUGAAGGCUUCCAAGUUACCCCACUUUGGAAUCAAGGCUUUAUCUGUGAUGAUGGAAGAUCAAGUUACGUGAACACUGUAAAGACUGCACGAUGGAAAUAUAGUACGCGUCCUGUUUACGGUUGGGGUGAUGUUGGCUCGAACCAAAAAGCUACAGCAGGCUGGCUUGCAGCUUUUCCUGUAUUUGAGCCUCAUUGGCAAGUUUGCAUGGCAGGUGGACUCUCCACAGGCUGGAUAGAAUGGGACGGCGAACUUUUUGAAUUUGAAAAUGCACCUUCUUACUCAGAGAAGAAUUGGGGUGGAGCGUUCCCAAAGAAAUGGUUCUGGGCUCAAUGCAAUGUUUUUCAAGGCGGAGAAGGAGAAGUUGCUUUGACUGCUGCCGGUGGUUUAAGGGAACUGCCUGGAUUGAACAGCUAUGAAAAUGCUGCACUGAUCGGAGUUCAUUGUGGAGGAAAAUUUUAUGAAUUUGUUCCAUGGAAUGGUGUUGUUAAUUGGGAGAUUGCACCAUGGGGUUAUUGGCACAUGUAUGCAGAAAAUGGAUCAUAUAAGGUGGAAUUAGAGGGAACUACAAAGGAUCCAGGAACUCCGUUGCGAGCUCCUACAUCUGAAGCAGGGCUUGCAGUAGCUUGCAGAGAUACCUGUUUCGGGGAUCUUAGAUUACAAAUGUGGGAAAAGAGAUAUGAUGGUAGUAAGGGAAAGGUUAUUCUAGACGUUACAAGCAAUAUGGCAGCACUAGAAACUGGCGGAGGACCUUGGUACACUACAUGGAAAGCGAAGACCUCUUCACCUGAGAUAAUCAAUCAAGCGCUCAACUUCCCAGUUGACUUUGAAGAGAUUCUUGGAGCUGUUCCCUUUCUUAAACCUCCUGGUCUCUAAUUAUUUGGUGACAUCUCACUAUUGCAGUCUCUGGUGGAGAAUCCUUUCUUUUCUUUACUUACAGAAUCUCCUGUGCCACAAAGAAAGUGUGUACAGUGCAUUACUCUCUUAAUUCCUGGAAUUUCACUUAUCUGACUGAACCUGCGCUCUGAGAGUCUGUUUUUAAGUAAGCCAGGGAUACAUGUACAUACCAAGUGUUUAUGAUUAGCUCAGCCUGCUAAGCAGUUUUGGUCCCUGAACAUGUUUCGUCGAAUGCGAGGAUAGAACACGCGACCUUCAGAUCUUCACUCUGACGCUCUCCCAACUGAGCUAGCCCCGCAAGAUACCAUUGCAACUAAAAAGUUGGAAAUGCUCACCCAUCAAUAAUAACCAGCCAGAAGAUGCAUUGAUGAACUAAAAAUGAAAUACAUUCCUUCAUUUGCUCAAGAAAGCCAAUAGUAUUAAUUGUAACCUACUCUUUCACAAGUCUCUUCUCUGUUGGAUUUUUAUGAUUGAUAGAUUUCGCGACAAUGCGCGAGGUUUCUUCGAAA
Molecule: messenger RNA, 2167 nt
Organism: Papaver somniferum (opium poppy)
Lineage: Eukaryota; Viridiplantae; Streptophyta; Magnoliopsida; Ranunculales; Papaveraceae
Product: tocopherol cyclase, chloroplastic-like
Exons: 10
Coding region: 114-1637 (507 amino acids)
Molecular function (GO): tocopherol cyclase activity
Source: RefSeq, a predicted model, not a curated record